UACACCCUUCACAAACCCUCCGACACAAAUAUCUAAACUCAUGCAACUCCCCAUGAGCGGUCUACCUCCCAAACCAGAAGUCAGCAGAACAGCAAAUAGCUGGCCUGAGCCUACAGAUGACAGGCGAUAUGUAGGCAGGCCAGUGCCAAUGGCCGCACCUGACCAUUACCGUCCGCGACGCGAUGAUAGAGACCGCGACCGUGAACGAGAACGAGACAGAGAUAGAGAUAGAAGUUAUCAUCCUCCCCGGUCACCAGCACCACGUUCACCUCGAGGAAGAGACACUUAUACUUCGCCUUCUCGAAAUGAUACCCACCGCGAGUACUACCACCGUGAUGAGCGCCCCAGAGAGAGAGGAUGGGAGCCUGACAGAAGGGUUUCGGAGCGUAGGGACGACAGGGCUUGGACGCGCGAUGAACAUUCAGGGAGGGGACGAGGGCGCGGAAGGGGUCAUUCAAAUGAACGCCGUCGGGAGCACUAUUCACCUACAAAGUCUUCUCGUCGUUCAUACUCACCUAGGCGAUACAGCAGGCCACCUUCUGAUGGCAGCGCUCAUCGGUAUUCAUCAAGAUCUCCGGUAAAGCACGAGUCGGGGCAUUCUCCCCAUCCACCUUCAGGGCCCCGAAGUCACUAUUCAGACCAUCGCGGCGAUAGGCGACGUGGGAGUCGGACUCCCAGUCCCCGUCCCUCAAGGCGCUCCUUGUCUCGAGAUGUCAAGCCUGCGCAUGAAGAGACGCGUCUCCCGGCUUCCCCAGCACACUCACAACGCUCGCUUCGCGCUCCAGAUGAGAAACCAGCCACCAAAUCUGCCUCUCCGUAUACGUACCGUUUAAAAGCCGAAUCAGUCAUUGAAGACGCACACACCGGUCGUUCUCCAGCAAUCAAUGCAGUUAAAACACCACCAACGCCAGGAUCUCCCGCUCUAUCAUUCAAACACUUGGAAGAACCUCCAGGUGAAAUGCCCAAACUCCCCACAGCGCCUUUCCUCCCCCCCUUUACGCGCCGCGAAACUCUGAAAGAACGCCUAGGCCAAAAAUACAAGGACGAGCUGACCCAAAUCGAAGCCAUCGAAGCCAGCCGUUCGCGCGCAGCAUCCGAACAAGUGCAAAUUUCCAAAGCCGUGCGACGAGCAAUGCACGAACUGGAAAUCACGAGUAUAGACCUCCGGGCUGCUCAGAUACGACGUGAGCAUGCGGAGAAUCAUCGGAGGAAAGCUGCGAGUGCGAAUGGGUUUUUUGAUUUUGAGGCAGAGUUUUCUGGAUCUACAGGUUGAGCCCUAGACCACUAUCACUAGCUAGAAGUUGUUUGUAACGUAACUGGAAGGCUACCGGGACGGAUGCUAAUAAUACUAACUGCCUGAUCAGGUUUGUUGGAGCGGUAUAGAGUCCUUGCUUCUACACCGUGGUGAGCUGCGUUGAUGUGGAGCGUACAUACCUUGAAGUAGAAAGUAUUUAUUUGGCAUGGGAUUUGACGUGUAAG
Molecule: messenger RNA, 1479 nt
Organism: Suillus subalutaceus
Lineage: Eukaryota; Fungi; Basidiomycota; Agaricomycetes; Boletales; Suillaceae
Exons: 5
Coding region: 41-1273 (410 amino acids)
Source: RefSeq, a predicted model, not a curated record